Messenger RNA from Helobdella robusta, 1055 nucleotides. RefSeq lists its product as hypothetical. The record is from RefSeq and is a predicted model, not a curated record. The transcript is spliced from 5 exons. The coding region runs from base 155 to 604 and encodes 149 amino acids. Lineage: Eukaryota; Metazoa; Annelida; Clitellata; Rhynchobdellida; Glossiphoniidae.
GGAUGGACGGAAGGAGCAUUUAUUGGAGGAGCUGCCUCACAUCGAGCGAUCGAUCAAGCGGUACAUAUCAUUCGCCAAGACCAUUCCAGGUUUCAACGAACUCUGCAUCAGCGACCAGAUCACCCUCAUCAAGGCUUCUAAAUUUGAGGCCUGGAUGAUCUUCUGCCACAAGCUGUUCAACGUGGAGCACAUGCUUUACACUACGCAGAGCGGCAAGGUGGCCCACGUGGACGACAUGAAGAGGAUGAAGAACUGCGAAUUCUUGGACGCCAUGUUCCACUUGGAGGGCUACCUGCAGAGGAUGCAGUUGAGUGUCGAAGAGACCUGCAUCAUGGGGGCUGUCUGUGUCAUGUUUCCUGAUACAUGCAACCUGCAAGAUCCUCACCUCGUUGAAAAAAGUCAGAACCUGGUGCUGGAGUGUCUCUACUACCUCUUCCGGAAGUACCAUCCAGAGGAUAAGUUGAGGUUCGCCCACUUCAUCAGCUGCGUGUUGCAGAUGCGCACGUUGAAGGAGAUUCAAAUGAGGGAGGAGGAGGCGUUCGUCAUGGAGUGGGGUGGAAAGGUGGAGAUCCCCAAACUCGUUUACGAGAUAUGGUCUUCCUGAUGAUGAUGAUGAUGAUGAUGGUGAUGAUGGACUAUGAUGAUGAAAUUUUUUAUGACGAUAGUUUAAUAAUUCCCGCGAAAGUGAAAGUAAAACGCCUACGCUAUUAUUUGCUGCAUCACAGACGUUUCAAUAUUGCGUUUUAUAAUUAUUUAUAAAUUUUAUAUUAUAUUAUAAUUAUGUUUAUAUUGUAAUUAGUAGUAGUAGUAGUAGUACUGUAAUGAUUAAUGUUUUUGUUUUUGUUAUUGUUUUUUCGUGCAGACUUUUCUGCUGGGUUUUUCUAACGACGUCAAUUGUUUAGUUUUCAAUGACAAACGUUACUCUUAAAGGGACACUUGUGUUCUGUUAAAAAUUAUUAGCAUUGAGAAUAAUUGAAAAUUCGCUAAUAUUGUUAUAAAUCUAUCGUUUUAAUUAUUUUAAUUUUAUUGUUUGUAAUGUUUUUAUUUUUAUUGUU